UUUAAAUCAAAAUUCUCAACAUAAAUAAAACUAAUAAGGAGUAUAAUCUUGGAUACACCUGGGUCUAUGUCUAUAUGUGUGUCAGGGUUCGAGAACAAGAUAAAGGUGCAACACUCCGUCCCUCCCCUCUCCUCUAAGGGAGUAGUGGACUUAAUGACUAGUAUACCAAGCCCAGCAAGAAACAGACCAACAAAGGAGCCCAAAAUUCGUCGUCUAUCCAAUCACCCGAAGCAACUAGUCCGAUUUCAGACAAUACUACUGUACAAAGAUUCAAGCUUUAAUCUAAACCCCAAUACCAAUUCCCAGAAAAACUCUGUUCUCCAGUAAAUACACAUCAAAGAAGAAACUUCAAGCAAUAAUGGCUGUCAUUUUCUCUCACUUCCAAACACCUUCUAUUACCAUGACCUUACCUAAAGCUGCUUCUUGCUUUUGCCGCUCCUUAUUUUCUCAAUCUUCAAUUUACAAUCAUCAUCUUCUUUAUUACCCAAUUCAAAAUCCCAUUUUUAAUUUCAAUUCUGGUUGGCAAAGGGUUCGAACUCGGGUCACAAGUUUAUCUGAAGCUGCCAGUGUUACUGAUGUAAUUAGAAGCCCUAAUCUUGUUGCUUUGGAGUAUUCUGAGCUUAAGCUUCCAAUUAAUUGCGAGGAGGUGGGUAAUAUUCGAGUCCGGCAGCAUGUUAAUCCUCUUAGUACAGCAUUAUCUGUACCAGCAGAGGUGCCUGAUUGGAAUGAUGUGUUUAAAGACUCCUCUUUGCCUCUGAUGGUGGACAUUGGCUGUGGUAGUGGCAGAUUUCUCUUAUGGCUAGCAAAAAGGAACAUUGGUUCUAAUAAUUAUUUGGGACUUGAAAUACGCAAAAAAUUGGUGAAGCGUUCGAAUUUUUGGGCCAAAGAACUGAGUCUUUCUAAUACACAUUUCAUGUUUGCCAAUGCUACAAUAUCUUUCCAGCAGUUGGCAUCUUCUUAUCCUGGACCGUUGGUAUUGGUUUCGAUCCUGUGUCCAGAUCCCCACUUCAAGAAAAGGCACCAUAAGAGAAGGGUUUUGCAGAAGCCACUGGUUGACUCCAUUGUAGAUAACCUAACAUCAGGUGGACAGGUAUUUGUGCAGUCUGAUGUGCAGGAAGUGGCAGUUGACAUGAGAAAUCAGUUUGAUAUUGUGCCAGAUAUGCUACACAUUGAUGUCAUUGACCCUAAUUAUGGUUGCGAUCCUGAUGGUUGGCUUCUAAGUAAUCCCAUGGGGAUUAGAACUGAGAGAGAGAUUCAUGCUGAACUUGAAGGUGCUAAAAUGUAUAGACGAUUGUAUCAGAAGGGAACAUAAUAUUAUCAUCAGUUGAAGCCUGCAUUAAGCUCAUUCUUUUAAUCUGCGUAGAUACAGAUCACACAGUUGAAGCUUUUCUUUUAUUAGGCUCUUCGUUUGCUAAUUCUCAGGCUUACAUUGCAGUUAGCUUGAUUAAUACUCCCUCUUUCCUUUUUUUUUUCCACCAUGGAUCUACUUUUUGUGAUAGCUUUUUUGGGGGUCAAAUGGUGCAAAAAAUAAGGGACAGAGGGAGGUCACAAGCAGAAUUUAACUUUGAGUUUGUUUUAGCUCUUUAGGAAGUAAGUUUGCAUCACAGAAAGCUUGUACAUGUAUUCACUAGUGUAUCUGUUACUUCUGGUCUUUUAUUAAAGAAAUUUUUUGCAAUCCUAUGCAUUUUGAACA
Chenopodium quinoa (quinoa) is the source of this 1693-nucleotide messenger RNA. RefSeq names its product tRNA (guanine-N(7)-)-methyltransferase-like. Gene Ontology annotation, cellular component: tRNA methyltransferase complex. Lineage: Eukaryota; Viridiplantae; Streptophyta; Magnoliopsida; Caryophyllales; Amaranthaceae. Gene Ontology annotation, biological process: RNA (guanine-N7)-methylation; tRNA methylation. The record is from RefSeq and is a predicted model, not a curated record. Gene Ontology annotation, molecular function: tRNA (guanine(46)-N7)-methyltransferase activity.